This is a messenger RNA of Plodia interpunctella (Indianmeal moth), 534 nucleotides long. The record is from the annotation of a RefSeq genome assembly. NCBI's taxonomy places the organism in Eukaryota, Metazoa, Arthropoda, Insecta, Lepidoptera, Pyralidae.
AUUUUAAAAAUUUUAAUUUAUUUAAGUAUAAUUUUUUUCUCAAUUAUUAUAUUUUUCUUAAACCACCCAUUGUCUAUAGGAUUAAUAAUUUUAUUACAAACCCUAUUAAUUUGUUUAAUUUCAGGAAUAUUAAUUAAAACUUAUUGAUUUUCUUAUAUUCUUUUUCUAACUUUUCUUGGAGGACUUCUAGUUCUUUUCAUUUACACAUCUAGAAUUGCCUCUAAUGAAAUUUUUACUAUUCAACCUAAAUUUAAAAUUUUAUUAUCAUUAUUUUUAUUUUCAAUUCUAUUUUUAUCUACUAUUUCUUUCAAUAAUAUUACAUUAAUAAAUUUAUUUCAAAAUUUAGAAAUAUAUAAUUUAUUUAAUAAUACUCUAUUUUUUAAUAAUGAAAAUAAAAUUAAUCUAUCUAAACUUUAUAAUAAUCAAACAUUCCUUAUAAUAAUAUUAAUAAUAAUUUACUUAUUUAUCACUCUUAUUGCAGUAGUAAAAAUUACUAAUAUCUUUUUCGGACCUAUUCGAUCUUCUUUUUAUUAA